Molecule: messenger RNA, 2220 nt
Organism: Linepithema humile (Argentine ant)
Lineage: Eukaryota; Metazoa; Arthropoda; Insecta; Hymenoptera; Formicidae
Product: 26S proteasome non-ATPase regulatory subunit 5
Biological process (GO): proteasome assembly
Cellular component (GO): cytosol
Source: RefSeq, a predicted model, not a curated record
UAGAAUCUCUACCUAGAGAUACUUUUUGAAUCGCUUUCCUCUCUUUUCCACAAAUUAUACAAAAAAGGGAUAAAGAUAUCAUAGAGUGUAGAAAUUUUUUUUUACUACUGUGGCAGGAUGAGGGGCGCUGUGAGGCCUAGAGCCGAUUCUGUGUAUAAACAUCGUAUUUUCUGGAAUGUGUUUCUAACCUAAAGAACAGUGCUUUAACGCUUAUUCACGCGAUAGUUUGACUAGCUCGAGUUAUUAGUGAAGCUUGUUCUAAAAGCAAAUUGUCAAUGAGCCGAUGACCAUGACGGAAUGGUACCAAGCCAGGAUUUUACGCUUGUGCGAGUUGAACAAUGUCGACGAAAAGAAAGAUAUUUUGAUGGAUAUCAAAAUCAAAUUUAGCAGUCUAAAUAAUCGAGAUGCUGAGCAGGUCGCUCGAUGUUUGGAUUAUAGGCCACUUUACUCACAAUUAACCUCUAGUGACAGAGAAAUUAUAGAACAAAUAUGUGACAUUCUGACCAUUCUGUUUAGUGUGCUAGAACCUGGAGAAAUUUAUCAAAGAUACUCAAUUGAAGUGUCCGCUUUGAUAACUAAUCCAAAUACUAGUGUGAGAUUGCUUGUGCUACGCGAGUUUUUGCGUACAGCUUCACAUACACAAAAGAUAUCUCAACUGCUCACAGAUACCACUCUUCUGAUCUCAAUUAUAAAUAAAAUUGGUGAUAAGGAUUUAACGAUUGCCGAAUAUGCAAUGAGCAUAGUAAAGAAAAUUGGACAUAAUCCAAAUGGUUUACACAUUCUCUAUAAAGGUGAACUUUUGAGAACAUUUGCCAGACUUUUGCAGAAUGUCACUAUUAGCUUUCGUGUUUAUGAAGUUAUUGUGGACAUAGCCAAGACAUCCAGAGAAGCUUUGGAAAUAUCAGCUCAAUCAGGCUUUCUGAACAGUUUAAUCAAUCUAUUAGAAAACGAAGAUAUACUACUUCAGCUAAAUGCCUUGGAAAUAUUGACUCAAUUAGCCAUAUUUGAAGAAGGUCUUAGCUAUCUAGAACAACAAGAAGUGUUGAGUAAAUUAGUUCAAAAAAUAACACAGGCCAAUGAGGAUCCUUUAUCGAAUCUUUUGAUCCCUGGUCUGAUGAAGUUUUUUGGCAAUGUCGCGCGUUAUUGGCCCAAUGAGUUGUUCUCCAGGUAUCCUGUGAUAAUCACCGCGCUGUUUGAAGUGAUAGACAGCGGAGACCAGAAUAUUCUUGGUCCCGCAUUGGAUACCCUGGGAUUCGUGUCUGCAAGCAUUGAGGGCAAGUAUGCAUUGCAAGCUCUUGGGGAUACAAUGGUCGGCGCUCUUAAGAAAAUUGCUGAGAUAGUGCAAAGAAUGCCUACCGAUUUAAGAAUUCGCGGCCUAAAUAACUUAGCCCUUAUACUUGAGGUCAAGCAAGUCAAUCAGGACAACAGAAUUUUGUCUUUGACAAAAUUGUGGUUUGAUUCAUUAUGUGAUGAUCCAUUAAGUAUGAUCGUAGCGAUAUGCAGACAGCCAUUCGCUGAUAUUAGACAGGCCGGUUUGGAGGUGCUGGCGGUUAUCAGCUCUCAAGUUUGGGGGCAAGAGUACAUAUCCGUUUAUCCGGGUUUAAUAGAAUUCCUAUUAGAUAGAAAUAUCGAAUUGUUCAAAGAGUGCAAGGAUGCGAAGUACGAAGUGGUAAAAUGUUUAUCUCAAGCGGAACGAGACGUAUUCGAUGCGGACAUUAUGCAGAAAUUUAAGCAAUUUGUUAAUGAGGGUCCAUACUAUGUUAGUGUUGCGACAGAAGUCGCAAUAGAAGGUGCUUUAUAAAAGGAAGCAAUUUCUUGCAUUAUCAUUCAAUGUCGAUAUUAAAGAUUGUAUGUAACAUACUUAAGCAUUAUUGCAAGAGGCGGAUUAAUAUUUAUUUUUUAAUUUGUUCGCAAGAACAUAUCGGUUACCUUGGAAGAGCUUUCUUCAACUCGAUUGCAUUUAUCAUAAAACUGAUCUUACUAAAAUGCAUACAUUUAUUUCUUUUUCUUUGUGACAAAAUUAAUGGAAUAAUUUCUGUUGACAUUAGAAUUUAUAUAUGAGAAAUGUAUACAUUGUUUUACGUAUAACAGUAUGCGGAGAAGUCUUACGUUGUUACUUAUUUAAAACAGAUUAAACAAAUACAACAUGUACGUAAUAAUGUUUGCAAUAUUUCACUUGUGUUUCGCAUAUCUUUACAAAACUUAUAUAUAUAUAUAACG